This is a messenger RNA of Liolophura sinensis, 5640 nucleotides long. RefSeq names its product deleted in lung and esophageal cancer protein 1-like. The record is from RefSeq and is a predicted model, not a curated record. Lineage: Eukaryota; Metazoa; Mollusca; Polyplacophora; Chitonida; Chitonidae. Gene Ontology annotation, biological process: negative regulation of cell population proliferation. Gene Ontology annotation, cellular component: cilium; cytoplasm. Gene Ontology annotation, molecular function: tubulin binding.
AGGCUUGGAUACAAAUGCGGAAAGAAACAAACGAACGCAGGGAUCAGUGAAGAAUCGGUUUGAUUUCAGGGCCAUCUGCAGACAUUUCUAACUUUCUAAUUUUAUAGGACAGUGUCACAUCAGACCAGCAUCAUGUUUCACGCUUCAGGAGAGAUGCUGACACAGUCCAGUGGUCAGGAACCAUCGAUGUAUCUAGAACGUCCGUCCUCGGCCAGGUCACAAGACAUCCGUCACAUCCUCACCAAAACAUUUCGCGAGCUGUUCACGCGUGAUGUGGUCGAUCCUGAGAAAAUCCAAAGUCUCACAGUGUCAAAGGACAAUGACGAUGCGUAUCACAAGCAUUAUGUCAAUGCAUUACAGCAGAUUUACCAGGAGAGAGAGCGUCGCAUGGCAGAGUGUGCCAUGCUUGAGCGUCACAUCAUGCAGGCCCAGGCCAGAGCCAUGUCUACAGACGAGAGGGAACUAAACAAAACUGCAGCCAGCUGUGAUAACUACUUUGAUCUUGGUUUGCCAACAGGCCGCCCUCACUUCCGCAGUUGUCUGGACACUGACCUGUUAAGAAGCCAUGGCUUGAUCGUCCCCGAAGAUUAUUCCACAAGAGAACCGUCCCCUGUCAGGGCUCCAAAAGACACAGGCCUUCCUAGCUACUUGGAACAAACUCUGAGCUCCAGUCAGCGUACCUACCAGAGGAAACAGGAAGAGUGUGCUCGCUUGUCCAGUUGUUGUGAAGGCUCAAGCCCUGAUAGCAGCCUUUCUGAGGGAGGGGACGAGAAGCUGGGACAAGAUGGUCCAGCAGAAAAUCAGCUUGGGGUGCCCCUGAACAAGCUCUGGCAGAACCACUUACCCACGGAGCAGAGAGAAGUUGACAAACGAGACAUGGCAAAUCUGGAGUCCAAGGUCAACUUCAUGUGCAACCCACGUCACAUUCCCCCGUCAGCUCCCCCUGGUGGCAGGUCACUCAUUCAACACAGCAAGAAGAAGCCCAAAGAGAUUGGAAUCAAGUCAAAGCCAGAAAAACCUGUGCAUAAAGAGCCCUCCGUUGUGUUCCUUGCCUCUCCUCCAGUUGUCACGUUUUCCCAAUAUGCUGUAGGACAAGUCUACGAGAUGACGUUAGAACUGAAGAAUGUGACAACUGUUUUACGACCCUGCAGAGUUCUCCCCCCUACCACACCAUACUUCUCCAUUGGACUUGGACAGUUCCCUGGAGAACAGGGAUUGGUUGCCCCGGGCAUGAGCUGUCACUACACCAUCAGGUUUAACCCCGACUCCUUGGGGGACUAUGAUGAUGUUAUAAAGGUACAGACUCAGUCUUCAAGACCCAUGUUGAUCCAGCUUCAGGGAAGAAGACCCCCACCUGUCUUGUCACUGCCCCCCGAGCUAGAUGUAGGUUUCUGUCUGGUUGGAGACCUGCAUAUCGCCCAUUUCCUGGUGACCAAUGAGGGAGGGCCCGGCCGAUUCUGUCUGAUGCCCACAUCGUUCUGGCCUGCCACAAACUUUAAGUCCUCGAUGAAGAGUGGCAUAGUGUCAUUACCUCCCUUCGAAGUGAGACCUUCAGUGUUUGAACUUCAAGCCGGUCAGAAGACCAUCAUAGAGGUAGCUUUUCAUCCCUCCCAAGUUAGAGAGUACACGGAGGAAAUCACCAUGGUCUGUGACAACUGUCAAGUCAAACAUUUCAAAGUAAAAGGUGAGGCCCAGCUGGCUGGGGUGAAGCUAGCAGCGAUUGAGGGAGGUGAAUCAUCCCAGGAGCCUGGGGAAAUCUGUGAUGUGACUGCUCAACACCUCAUCAAGUUUGAGGAGCUCAAUCCCUUCACCUACACUGACAAGACCGUGGAGAUCAAGAACCAAACUAAUGUUAACAUGCACUUUGUGUGGGACAUCUACAAACCUUUGCUGAAGACACCAGUCUUACCAGGUGCAGAUAACUCAGAUGAGGAGACUGCAACUACUAUGAGACUGGCCUCUGGGAGGGUGAGCGACAUUGACUCGGUCUUCAGCAUUCACCCUUCCAGUGGCAUAUUGCCUGCAGAUGACACCAUGGAGUUCAAGGUCACCUUUGCCCCGCCUAAGGUAGGGGAUUUCUCCAGUGUGUUACACAUGCAGCUGAAGCAGAUUCCUCCCACCCCGCCAGAUGUGUCCUCCCUGUCAGAGGUGUCAUCAGUCAUGUCAACUGAAUCGGAAGCUAGGGAGAAAACUUCUGACAGUAGUCUGCUUGCAUCCAUGCCUGCGUUCGAGGAUAAAACAGUCCUAGAAGUGGAGGUGAAGGGGAAGUGUGUCCCCUUGAAUGUCGUUCUUCAUCCAUAUGCUAUGAUUAUUCCUGGCACAUUUUUAGUGGGGGUCACAGUCAAGAAACAAGUCGUGCUGGUGAACCACAGCUACAGUGGAAUCGUGUUCCACUGGCGCUCCUAUACAGAGGAUCACAUCCUAGAAGUGGAACCAUCUUUUGGAGAGCUGGGUCCUGGCAUGGCUCUGGAUUUGGAGCUGAGCAUCACGGGCUCGCACCCAGGGAAGAUUGACCAGACCCUGCUGUGUUUUGUGGACAACCUACAGGAACCAGUUCACCUGCACGUGGAGGCAGAGUUCAAGGGCCCAGAGAUAUGUAUCGAGGAACCUGAUGUGAACUUUGGCCUGGCCCAUCUUGGUCAGUCCAUUACAAGGGAGAUUACUCUCACCAACAUGUGCCAGGUUACCACCAGCUGGCGUAUAGAGGAAUGGACAAAGCUGGAGGAGAUAGAAGAUGAAUCUUCAGUAAAUUCCACGGGAAAUCAUCCCAAGUGGUGGUCCAGCUGUCAGAACCUGCAGUGUAGUGUAGAAGAACUCCCUCCCCAAUUCACCUUCAGCCCAGACUCUGGUGACCUCAAACCCCUGGCGAGUCAGACCUUGACAGUUACCUUCACGCCAACUCAUGCCCAGUCGUUGAAAACCAUGUUCCGGGUGCUGGUUGCAGAUGGACAGGAUUGUACGCUUGGUGUGUGUGGUGAGGUACAGCUACCCCAGGCAUGUCUGCUGUCUAGUGACCUCCAUCUGGAUGAGGUCUACCUGGAGGUUCCCCUGACAAGGGAGGUCACUCUGCUGAACCAGACACUGAUGAAGACGCAAGUACCAGUGGCAGAAGGUGACUCAAGGAAAUACCUCACAGUGGAACCUAGUGAGGGUAUUCUACAGCCACGAGAAGAACUCCAGCUCACGCUACACUUCAGGGCUCACAGACAGGCUGAGCUAUCUGAUAUCCGUGUACCUUGUUUAAUUGAGGGAAUGGACAAUCCUCUGUGUUUACAAGUCAGCUGCCAAGUUAAGGGGCUGUCUGUAAAUUACAGCGUCUCCCUAGAAGGCCAGGGUGCCAGUGAAUUCAUGGAGAAGUUGAAACUUAACUUUGGCGAGGAGACAUACUUGGGUGACACUCCCAAACAGUACCUGCACAUCAUGAAUGAGUCGGGAGUCACAGCUCCAUUCUCCAUCAACAUGGAGUAUUUCUGUGCCAAACCACCUACCCCACCCAAUGCCACCCCUGCCUGUCAGGGUCAGUUCACUGGGUUUAGGCAGCAAAAAGGACAGAGAAGAGUUACCCUAAGUCGGACUCCCAACUUGGCUGAUCCAUUCUCAAGAACAUCAUCGAAGGCAUACCAGGAGGUUUGUCAGACCAUGCUAAGGGAGGGUAAUGGAGCGGCCUUCCUCGUCUUUCCUGCCUGUGGAGAAAUAAAGCCAUUCCAAGAGGAGAUCAUUGAGGUCACAGGCUUCAGUGACAUGUGGGGAGAGUACAACGACAACAUGGUUGUCAAGGUUGGAGAUUUAGAGGCGGUCCUUAUCCCUGUCCAAAUGAAUGUGGUUGGCUGUCCCCUCAACUUCCAGCUCACUGCCGCUCAUCCAAAUCAGCAACCAAUCAUCAGGUUUGGAAGUCACAUAGCUGGUACAGCCCCAGUUUGCAGGAAAAUGAAAAUAAACAAUACAAGUCCUUGUGACAUCCGCCUUGACUGGGAGGCAUUCUACCAAGCCCCCAAUGACAAGAAGCUGGUGGACUUAGUAGUGAAAUGUGGUGACCCUUUCCCACCGUUAGACCCCCAGGGCAAUGAGAUCGUGCCGACAUUGCCAGGCACGCCCACAAUGCAGCAUUACAACACUGAUCGUAUCUGCGACUCGCCAGACACACUCCCCCUGCUCAGUCGUCAGACAACCCUGAUGGACACUCACGACCGCGUCAUUCCAUCCACUAUUGAGGAGAGCCCGUCCCAAGGCCAGAGGGACAAGAUCGUCACCGUCUGUCUGCGAGUUCAUGAUGGCAUCGCGUCAGAGCGUCCCUAUGAUGUGUUUCCGAAACAGCUGACGAUUCCUGCCAAGUCUAGCAGCAUCGUCACCAUACGCUUCACUCCGCCCCCAACAGAAACCAUCUCCAUGGGAAUGGAUUGUCAUGGAUUUGCCCACGCCUACCUGACACUCAGUGAAAAGGACUCCAGUAAAGAUGGGCGAUUGCGAAGGAAGCAGGGGUUUGACCUUGAGACAUUGAGAGUGGAUAUGACAGCACAUGUCAAACCAGCACUGCUGACAAUAGAGUGUACCGAAGAGGAAGGAAUGAGAUUCAGAGGGGCUAUGAGUGAUCUUAUGCACGGAGGAGUGAUGUCUGCAGAAAGUCUGAACGUGUGCAGUGCUCUGCUGUCCAAUCAGACCCAAACAAACAUGACAUUCCGUCUGCGUGUGAAGAGUCCAUUUGUUCUGGUGGAUUUGGAUCCAGCAUCAACUUCAGAUGGUGCCACCAGUUCAUUCGUCACUGACAUGUGCUCGCUGAAACCCCAGCAUAGCUUAUUGAUCAAAGUGGCAUUUAAGGUGGACAUUGAUCUGCUGAAGUACUUGGAUGCCCUGGAGACAGGGGAAGAAGUGGAUGGGAUAGAGCUGGAUGUGAACAGUGGAGAGAGGAAGCUGCAAUUCCUCUAUGACCUUUUCAUAGAGUUCAACAACUCUGCUGUACAGAACCUCCCACUGCACGCCACACUGUCAGUCCCCUCCCUGAUCUUGUCUCGAGACACCCUGGAUUUUGGCACCUGUCUGGUUGGUCAGAGGAGAGAGAUGGACCUGAUAAUCAGCAACAAGACAGCGUCUGCCAGCCACUGGACUGUGACUACAGAGACCCAGACAGACACAUGCAUUCCUGAAACCUUCCAAGUGGUCCCCUCUAGUGGUGAGUUGGAGGCACACGUCACUUACGUCUCCAACAGCAAGUCUCUCAUCAAGGUGUUCUUCACAGCCAAACAUGCGGAGUCUUACGAAACCGUUUUCGUGUUUCAAGGAGUUUUAGGGGAGGAGCCUAGGAGACUUAUAGUCACAGGUCAAGGGUCGUAUGAUGGCAAGCACGAGGCCAUCCUUAAUAUUUAGCCGCCGUACUAAAGCCUGACUGGCUUUGAAUUCCAAGUCCUGUUCUCAAGUCUGUGAUAAAGAAGUAAAUUAAUGAAUAAUCUAUUUAUAAAUGGCAGUUAGUGCGAUUUGACCGUCGAGGCUUGUUAUUGAUGUCUGUAAUAACCGGUUCUAGCUUUUCAUUGUAAUAAAACAUUAUGUAACUAUGGAAACCAGAUGUGUUUACUUUGUUUUUUUGCUUUUACCUAAGGUGUGGAAUUUUAUAAAAUGCAUUGGAAAGAGUUUAAAAUCUCUGUGCCG